Parastagonospora nodorum SN15 is the source of this 897-nucleotide messenger RNA. RefSeq lists its product as hypothetical. The transcript has a single exon. The record is from RefSeq and is a predicted model, not a curated record. Lineage: Eukaryota; Fungi; Ascomycota; Dothideomycetes; Pleosporales; Phaeosphaeriaceae. Bases 1 to 897 code for a protein of 298 amino acids. Gene Ontology annotation, molecular function: RNA polymerase II CTD heptapeptide repeat phosphatase activity; RNA polymerase core enzyme binding. Gene Ontology annotation, cellular component: cytoplasm; nucleus.
AUGCCGCCCAAAUCGAUUCUCAAGAAGACCUCCGUGCCCGCAAACGCCGCACCCGGCGCAAAGCCCGCCAACCCGCGCCAUCUCCAGGUCGCGCUCCACCAUGCAAACAUUCUGGAGGAGCGCAAGCGCGUCGAGGCCGAGGUGCUCGAUGCCAUCAUGACGCUAAUGGAAUAUCCAGCCGCGCCUGAUGCAGAUCCCAAACAGCCGUCUGCUGCCGACGCCCAAUUCUUCCGCGACGCUGUUAUUCCCUUCCAGCCCUCCGACUACGACUCUCUAAUCGAGGAGCGCAACAUCUACGGCAAGUGCGGGUACGCUCUUUGUCCACGCCCCACGAAGAAGGCGCGAUCGACGGCGCGAAAGCAGUUCGUCGACACGCAGCAUGGCGUCGAGAUUGUCGACAGAAAGACGCUGGAGGUGUGGUGCUCUGAUGAUUGUGCGAAGCGGGCGCUCUACGUGAAGGUGCAGCUGAGCGAGGAGCCUGCGUGGAUGCGCCAGGGCGGAUAUGCCGAUAAAAUCGAGCUCCUAGUCGACAACACCGCUGAGCACCAGAUGACCCUCCCUUUGCGACCAAAGGAAGCCACGAUCCCUGCGCCUGUCGAAGACGACGAGGACGAUAUUGCCGCAGCGUGGGCAGCCCGCGAGGAUGCCAUGGGUGACCUUGCCCUCGAGCGUGGCGAGAAGCCGGGUCAAGUGAGCAAGACCAACAACGAUCUCGUGAAAGACCAGAUCACAGAACGCUUGCCGACCAGCGCGCCACCGCAGCCGCCGUCGCUCUCCUCACAGAUCUCGGAACACACUAUGGCUAUCGAGGGCCAUGUUCCGCAGCUCGACAGGAGGGACAAGGACGACGAGGACGAGGACGAUCCGCAGGACUGGGAAAAGCACCUGCCUGGAUGA